CCCCAUUGAUCAUCACCACUUUUCUCAUCUCAGAAAACAAACCAAAUCACUCAAUCAAAUCAUCUGAAAAAAUGUUAGCAGUAUUUGAGAAAUCAGUGGCUAAAUCCCCAGAAGCACUACAAAGUCCAAACAAUGACAGUGCUGUUUGUGCUAUGAAAGAUGGUUUCUUGGCACAACGUUUCUCAUCAGCACAUUCAGGUUCAGUUACUAUCAAUCUUGGUUCUGCUGGUUUAUUGGCUUACUCUUCUGAACGCCAAAACCCUCUUCUUCCCAGGUUGUUCGCUGUUGUGGAUGACAUUUUCUGCAUGUUUCAAGGCCACAUUGAGAAUGUAGCACAUCUUAAGCAACAGUAUGGAUUAAACAAGACAGCAAACGAAGUGAUCAUUGUUAUUGAGGCUUACAGGACUUUGAGAGAUAGAGGUCCUUAUCCUCCAGAUCAAGUUGUGAAGGAUAUUCAUGGAAAGUUUGCUUUCGUUCUUUAUGAUAGCUCUUUGAAGUCAACUUUUCUAGCUUCUGAUGCUGAUGGCAACGUGCCUUUCUUCUGGGGUACUGAUGCCGAAGGCCACCUAGUUCUCUCAGAUGAUGCUGACAUUGUGAAGCAAGGCUGUGGGAAAUCCUUUGCACCAUUUCCCAAAGGAUGCUUUUUCACAUCUUCUGGUGGCUUGAGGAGUUAUGAGCACCCACGUAACGAGUUGAAACCAGUACCUAGGGUGGACAGCUCAGGCGAGGUGUGCGGUGCAAACUUUAAGGUGGACUCAGAGUCUAAGAAGGUGGAGUCAGGCAUGCCCAGAGUGGGGAGUGCUGCUAACUGGUCCCAACACUACUAAGCUGACUGCUGUUUUCUUCACCAUGAAGGCUUCAUUAUUAGUUGGCCUUCUAUCUGUUAUUGCCAACUCUUUAUCAACUCGUUGAUAACUUCUCUAUUGCAAUGAGCUUUAUGGAUUUGUAGAGAUGUUAAGAAGUGAGGAAAGAUAUUUCAUAUGAGACUACUAAUGCAUGUGAUUCUCUAUGUCGUACACUGAAUUAGGCCAUUUUCUUGGCUGGAAGAUGCCUACUUUAAAUAACAAUGUCUUUGAUACAGGGGCUUUGCUUA
Molecule: messenger RNA, 1093 nt
Organism: Lycium ferocissimum
Lineage: Eukaryota; Viridiplantae; Streptophyta; Magnoliopsida; Solanales; Solanaceae
Product: stem-specific protein TSJT1-like
Exons: 4
Coding region: 72-827 (251 amino acids)
Source: RefSeq, a predicted model, not a curated record